This is a messenger RNA of Poecilia reticulata (guppy), 898 nucleotides long. It is a transcript of the gene psmb9a, whose product is annotated as proteasome 20S subunit beta 9a. Gene Ontology annotation, cellular component: proteasome core complex; cytoplasm. Gene Ontology annotation, molecular function: threonine-type endopeptidase activity. NCBI's taxonomy places the organism in Eukaryota, Metazoa, Chordata, Actinopteri, Cyprinodontiformes, Poeciliidae. The record is from RefSeq and is a predicted model, not a curated record.
GGAAAAAAAUGGAGUCUGUCUGAUGUUUUAAUAAUGAAAUGGUGUGUAACUCCAAUUGCUAGGCACUUUUGAGCGUUACAUAUCGUUUUCUAAAUCAAGUGAACCGCUGCAAACAAGGUCUACUCCUUGCGCGUCAGUGAGUGUCAGCUUCUGGUAAGUUACACUAAUUCCAGUUCGGCGUCGUCGUUAAAAAGAGUCUGCCAUGUUGGGAGAAACGGAGCCGCAGUGGUUGUCCGAAGAAGUGAAAACUGGAACAACCAUCAUUGCCAUAGAGUUUAAUGGAGGCGUCGUAUUAGGGUCUGAUUCCAGAGUGUCUGCUGGGGAGUCGGUGGUUAACAGGGUGAUGAAUAAAUUGUCUCCACUUCAUGAUAAGAUCUACUGUGCCCUGUCAGGAUCUGCAGCAGAUGCUCAAACCAUUGCUGAGGCAGUCAAUUACCAGCUAGAUGUCCACAGUAUGGAAAUAGGUGAGGACCCAAAGGUUCGAUCAGCUGCCACUCUGGUGAAGAACAUUUCAUACAAAUACAAGGAGGAGCUGUCGGCUCAUCUCAUUGUUGCAGGAUGGGACAGAAAAGAUGGAGGACAGGUUUUUGCAACCAUGAAAGGUCUCCUGACCAGACAGCCUUUCGCUGUUGGCGGCUCAGGCAGCUCCUAUGUUUAUGGAUUUGUUGAUGCUGAGUAUCGAAAAGGAAUGAGCCGGGAGGAGUGCCAGCAGUUUGUGGUUAACACCCUCGCUUUGGCCAUGAACCGUGACGGCUCCAGCGGUGGGGUGGCCUACUUGGUCACCAUUGAUGAACACAACACAGAGGAGAAAGUCAUUCUGGGAAAUGACCUGCCCACUUUCUUUGAUCAGUGAUACAGCAAUCACUGUAUUGUUGGAAUUCAUUAAAAUAAUAAAAAA